Arxiozyma heterogenica is the source of this 1557-nucleotide messenger RNA. It is a transcript of the gene CTT1, whose product is annotated as catalase T. Gene Ontology annotation, cellular component: peroxisome; mitochondrion; cytoplasm. Gene Ontology annotation, molecular function: catalase activity; heme binding. The coding region runs from base 1 to 1557 and encodes 518 amino acids. The transcript has a single exon. NCBI's taxonomy places the organism in Eukaryota, Fungi, Ascomycota, Saccharomycetes, Saccharomycetales, Saccharomycetaceae. The record is from RefSeq and is a predicted model, not a curated record. Gene Ontology annotation, biological process: response to hydrogen peroxide; hydrogen peroxide catabolic process.
AUGUCACAAGAAAAUAAUCCAAAAAACUUCAGUAACACCCACCAAUGCCCUUUCAUGGCUAACGCUACCAAUAUAUCUUCACAACAAUUGUCGGUUACUAGUGCUAACGGGGCACCCAUUAAUGAACCUUUUGCAACUCAAAGAAUUGGGCAACAUGGUCCCUUAUUAUUACAAGAUUCAAACUUAAUUGAAAGUUUGGCACAUUUCAAUCGUGAAAGAAUACCUGAAAGAAACCCACACGCUCAUGGGUCCGGUGCCUUUGGUUAUUUUGAAGUCACUGAUGAUAUCACAGAUAUCUGUGGUUCUGAAAUGUUUGAUACCAUAGGUAAAAAAACACCAUGUCUAACCAGAUUUUCUACAGUCGCCGGCGAGCGUGGGUCUGCUGAUACCGUAAGGGAUCCUCGUGGUUUCUCUACCAAGUUCUAUACCAAAGAGGGGAAUUUAGAUUGGGUUUAUAACAAUACUCCAAUUUUUUUCAUCAGAGAUCCAUCAAAGUUCCCUGCUUUUAUCCACACUCAAAAGAGAAACCCAAGAACUAAUUUAAAGGAUCCCAAUGCAGUUUGGGAUUUCUUCACCAUCCCAGAAAAUCAAGUCGCUAUUCAUCAAAUUAUUCAAUUGUUCUCAGAUAGAGGUACUCCACGUUCAUACAGACACAUGAACGGAUAUUCUGGCCAUACUUAUAAAUGGUCAAACAAACAAGGUCAAUGGCAUUAUGUCCAGGUUCAUUUGAAAACUGACCAAGGUAUUCAAACAAUGACUAAUGAGGAGGCUGUAAAGCUAGCAGGGGAAAAUCCAGAUUAUAUCCAACAAGAUCUAUAUGAAUCCAUUGAAAAAGGUGAUUACCCAUCUUGGACAGUUUACAUUCAAACUAUGACAGAGAAACAGGCACAAAAGUUACCAUUUUCUGUAUUUGAUUUGACAAAAGUCUGGCCACAUUCCCAAUUCCCAUUAAGACGGGUUGGAAAAUUGAUUUUAAAUAAGAAUCCAGAUAAUUAUUUUGCUCAAAUCGAACAGGCUGCUUUUGCACCAAGUAAUACUGUGCCAUACCAAGAACCCAGUGCAGACCCUGUUUUGCAAGGUAGACUAUUCGCUUAUGCAGAUGCUCAUAGAUACAGAUUAGGCCCCAAUUAUAAUCAAAUUCCAGUGAAUUGUCCUGUUGCAGCCAAUUUCCACAAUCCAUUAAUUAGAGACGGUCCUAUGAAUGUUAAUGGGAAUUUUGGUUCUGAACCAAAUUACUAUGCAUCUAAUGUUAAGUACAAUUUCAUUCAACCAAAUAGACCUAUACAGCAACAUCAAGAAGUUUGGAACGGUCCUGCACUUCCUUAUCAUUGGACUACAACCACUGAUGAUUCAGAUUUUGUCCAGGCUACUGCUCUAUAUCAUGUUUUAGGCAAACAACCAGAUAAUCAACAACAGCAUUUGGCCCAUAACAUUUCUGUAAGCUUAUGUGGGGCUAGGCCUGAACUUAGAAAUAGGGCUUAUGCAAUGUUUGAGCGUGUUCAUCCAGAUUUAGCAAAGGCAGUAAAAGAAGAGACAGAAUCAUUAGCCAAGGAUUAA